UCUUCACUUAGCAAAUUUUUCAAACGCCGAUUUCGCUCGCCGGAGACCCAAAAAAAAGUAAAAAAUAAAUCGGGAUUUUUGUUGAUCGAACUUUCACCGGACAUGGCUAUGCACGCCGGAGUAGGUUUAACUAAGAUCGUGUUCAUCGUUGGAGCAGGGUAUACUGGUACUUUGCUAUUCAAAAAUGGUAAAUUAUCUGAUGUGAUAGGCGAGCUUCAGAAUUUGGUCAAAAGUUAUGAAAAAACAGGGGAAUCGGAUGGUGGAGAUUCAGAUGUCAUUGCUGCACAGGUUCGUAGGUUGGCAAUGGAGGUUCGACAGUUGGCUUCGGCACGAUCAAUUACUGUUCUAAAUGGAGGUUCUAGUGGUAACUGGACAUCUCUGGUAAUGCCAGCUGCUGCAGCGGGUGCCUUAGGUUAUGGAUACAUGUGGUGGAAGGGUUUGUCAUUCUCUGAUCUUAUGUAUGUAACAAAAAAGAAUAUGGCAACUGCUGUUUCAAAUCUGACAAAACAUCUGGAGAAUGUCUCAGAGGCUCUUGCUGCUACAAAGAGGCACUUAACACAGCGAAUUGAGAACGUGGAUGGGAAAUUGGAUGAGCAAAUGGAGAUGUCAAAACUAAUAAGGAAUGAGGUUAAUGAUGUGCAUGGUGAUCUGUCCCAGAUUGGUUUUGAUUUGGAUCAAUUAAAUAGGAUGGUUUCUGGUCUGGAUGGCAAGUUACUUUCCUUGGAAGGCAAGCAGGACCUUGCAAAUGCCGGUGUUAUGUAUCUGUGCAGUAUUGUCAAUGGCAAAAGGGUGAAGAUGCCUGAGACACUGCAGGAACAACUUAAAAUUGUGGGCAACUCUACACCUGCUCUGAUGGGCCUUAAAGAACUUGCCGACUCCUUACCGGAAGUAAACAGCAACAGAUUUAUUACAGAUGGCAUUACUCAAGAUGGUAUUGAUAAAUUGAAUGAGCCACCUAGACCCCUCCUGAGGACGGCCUCUACCAAGUGUUGAUUAAAGGAAGUAUGAAAAUUCUCGUUUUGUUAUUUUAUUUUUUGGUGUUUACGACAGCACCACACCACCAUGAGUGGAACUGGGGUGGAUGUGAUUUUUGUAAUUAAUCGCAGUCACUUGGAUUGCUUUUCUGGGUUAUAAUAUAAACCUUUCCUAAGAUUUGUACAAUCUGAAAUAAGUACAUGCAAGUGAAUGGAAGAAUACUACAGUUUUACGUUCA
Capsicum annuum is the source of this 1213-nucleotide messenger RNA. RefSeq lists its product as uncharacterized. Lineage: Eukaryota; Viridiplantae; Streptophyta; Magnoliopsida; Solanales; Solanaceae. Bases 103 to 993 code for a protein of 296 amino acids. The record is from RefSeq and is a predicted model, not a curated record. The transcript has 13 exons.